GGCUGAGAUCAGACCCCUACUGCCACCUGGUAGUGGCACAUCUGAAUGAGCAGGAUACCUGGGGCUCCUGAAUGUUUAUGCUUCUAGGCAUUAUUGCCACGGUAUUGGCUACUUCUCCUUUCCGUGACUGCAGACCUCACAGGAACAACUCACGGGAGGAUGGACUGACUUUGGCCCCUGGUUUGAGAGGCUGCAAUCCAUCAUGGGGAAGGCAAGGAGCUGCUGCUCAAUGACAGGCGUGUAAGAAUCGCAAGUGAUGGUGCGCACAGAGGACGAGCGGAGCCCUGCACGACUGGUUAGCACAGCAGAGCCGGUAGCUGUGCUUGCUGGUGGGUGGGCGUGAACCCCAGGACCCCAGUGUCACGCUCCAAGAGGAAUCAUGUCUAAAAAGGGACGCAGCAAGGGUGAGAAGCCCGAGACGGAGACGGACUCUGUGCAGAUGGCCAACGAAGAGCUACGGGCCAAGCUAACCAACAUCCAGAUAGAGUUCCAGCAGGAGAAGAGCAAGGUGGGCAAGCUGCGGGAGCGUCUGCAGGAGGCCAAACUGGAGCGCGAGCAGGAGCAGCGGCGCCACACAGCCUACAUCUCGGAGCUCAAGGCCAAACUUCACGAGGAAAAAACGAAGGAGCUGCAGGCGCUGCGUGAGGCGCUCAUCCGGCAGCACGAGCAGGAGGCAGCUCGGACAGCCAAGAUCAAGGAAGGCGAGCUGCAGCGGCUGCAGGCCACGCUGAACGUGCUGCGCGAUGGCGCCGCAGACAAAGUCAAGACCGCACUGCUGGCCGAGGCGCGCGAGGAGGCGCGCAGGACCUUUGAUGGCGAGCGCCAGCGGCUGCAACAGGAGAUCCUGGAGCUGAAGGCGGCUCGCAAACAGGCGGAGGAGGCACUUAGCAACUGCAUGCAAGCCGACAAGGCCAAGGCCGCUGACCUGCGCGCUGCCUACCAGGCACACCAGGAUGAGGUGCACCGCAUCAAGCGGGAGUGCGAACGUGACAUCCGCAGACUGAUGGACGAGAUCAAAGGGAAGGAGCGAGUGAUCCUGGCCCUGGAGAAGGAGCUUGGCGUUCAGGCCGGGCAGACCCAGAGGCUGCUACUUCAGAAGGAGGCUCUGGAUGAGCAGCUGGUCCAGGUCAAGGAGGCUGAGCGCCACCACAGUAGCCCGAAGCGGGAGCUCCCUCCUGGCAUUGGUGACAUGGCAGAGCUCAUGGGUGGGCAGGAUCAACAUAUGGAUGAGCGAGAUGUGAGGCGAUUUCAACUAAAAAUUGCUGAACUGAAUUCAGUGAUUCGGAAGCUGGAAGACAGAAACACCCUGCUGGCAGAUGAGCGGAAUGAACUGCUGAAGCGCUCUCGGGAGACCGAGGUGCAGCUGAAGCCGCUGGUGGAGAAGAACAAGCGAAUGAACAAGAAGAACGAGGACCUGCUGCACAGCAUCCAGAGGAUGGAGGAGAAACUCAAGAGCCUUACGAGGGAGAACGUGGAGAUGAAAGAAAAGCUGUCUGCUCAGGCCUCACUAAAGCGACACACAUCCCUGAAUGACCUCAGUCUGACCAGGGAUGAGCAGGAGAUUGAGUUCCUGAGGCUGCAGGUGCUGGAGCAGCAGCAUGUCAUCGAUGACCUCUCACUGGAAAGAGAACGCCUGCUGCGCUCCAAGAGGCAUCGAGGGAAGAGCCUGAAGCCCCCCAAGAAGCAUGUUGUGGAGACAUUUUUUGGAUUUGACGAGGAGUCCGUGGACUCAGAAACGCUGUCCGAGACAUCCUACAACACUGACAGGACGGACCGAACCCCGGCCACACCUGAGGAGGACUUAGAUGAGACCACAACCAGAGAAGAGGCUGACCUGAGGUUCUGCCAGCUGACCAGGGAAUACCAGGCCCUGCAGAGGGCUUAUGCCCUGCUUCAGGAGCAAGUGGGGGGGACGCUGGAUGCUGAGAGGGAGGCCCGGACUCGGGAGCAGCUUCAGGCUGACCUGCUGAGGUGCCAGGCCAAAAUCGAGGACUUGGAGAAGCUGCUGGUUGAGAAGGGACAGGACUCUGCCUGGGUAGAGGAGAAGCAGGUACUCAUGAGGACAAACCAGGACCUGCUGGAGAAGAUUUACAGGCUGGAGAUGGAGGAGAACCAGCUAAAGAGCGAAAUACAAGACGCCAAGGACCAGAACGAGCUGUUAGAAUUCCGAGUGCUAGAGCUCGAAGAGAGAGAGCGGAGGUCGCCAGCCUUUAACCUCCAAAUCACCACCUUCCCCGAGAACAACAGCAGCGCACUCCAGCUGUUCUGUCACCAGGAAGGAGUAAAGGGUGUGAAUAUCUCUGAACUUAUGAAGAACUUAGAUAUCCUUGGCGAUAACGGGAAUUUGAGGAAUGAAGAGCAGGUUGCAGUAAUCCAAGCGGGAACUGUGCUUGCCCUGUGUGAAAAGUGGCUGAAGCAGAUAGAGGGAACAGAGGCAGCCCUCACCCAGAAGAUGAUGGACUUGGAGAAGGAGAAGGACUUGUUCAGCAGGCAGAAGGGCUACCUGGAGCAGGAACUGGACUACAGGAAGGAAGCUCUCGACCAGGCCUACCUGGUAGGACCAGAAAAAAUCCAGGACCUGGAGGCCACCUUGUACAAUGCGCUGCAGCAGGAACCCGGGAGAAGAGCCAGCGAGGCACUGAGUGCCAGCCAGCGCGAGGACCUGCAGGCAGCUGUAGAGAAGGUGCGCAGACAGCUCCUGCAUCAGAGCCGGGAGUUCGACAGCCAGAUCCUGCGGGAGCGAAUGGAGCUGCUCCAGCAGGCCCAGCAGAAAAUCCGGGAGAUGGAGAGCAAGUUGGAACUGCAGAGGCGCCAGCUGAAGGAGCUGGAGGAAAAGCAUUCAUUCUGUGGCCUUGAUGACUCCCAUGCGCCGAGAACUCGGGCUAGACAAAGAGCUUUCGGAAUCACUUGAGUCCCUGUGGUGCCCCAUCCUCACUCAGACCAAAAUCCAACAGUGCAACAAGUUAUUCGAAGUCCGGAGCCUGAACCCAGAACUUAUGCACAUUUGACAGUCACUUAAAGGGGAGGUCCGGGGACCUGGCCGACCUCUGCUGUGGAACUCUGUGGGACAAUGGGGAAGCCUCCCCAGUGUCUCCACUGUGGCAUCUUCGGGAGCCAAGGACAAAGGAUCUGGAUGGCAAGAAUCUAAGUGCAAUUAGCGGAAACCCAGGGCAUGAGAGCUGCUGCCUCGGGGGAUAGGUGCAGGCCUGUCCCCAUGCUGUGUGCCUCCCUGAAGGUGCUAUAUGUGCCUAGAUGGUUACAGACACCCCCUCUGCCCUAUGUACAUAAACCUCCAUGGACUGAGUGUGCUCUUCUGGAGUCUGUCUGCCAGCGCAACCAACCAAACCUCUGGCUCUGUGCACAGCUGAACUUGUAGCUGGAGGCCAGCAAGAGAGAGCCCUGUGGAUUGUAGAUUUCUGAGGAAAACUGAAGGCUCCAACACUCUUUUAGGUGUGAUACCGCAGAAGUCCCAGAGCAUGGCCCUGCCUCAGAAUGGGGAGGGGGUGAGGAUUGAGAGAGCAGGCCCAAGCUGCCUGUUACAGUUUGUAGGGGUAGCCUAAAAAGGAUCUCAGGCUGUUAGGGCAGAGCCCAGAGUCUCUGAGCUCAGCGGUCUGAGGCCAGGGGUACCCUUCUACUAUAGAGAAAAUACCAUAGAGCUGAGGCCAGAGGUACCCUUCUACCAUGAGCCUUCACUGCCCAGGAUCCUUAGUAGAGAGUAGUCAUCUCUUCAGGUGUUGGAGCCUCCCCAGAGCACAGUGGGUAAGAUGGGGGUGGCACACCCUGGGUUCACUGGAAACUAAGUGCUGGAGGUUGACUUCCAGAGGAAAUUACCUGAGAAGUAACUUUAAGAUGCGCCUGUCAAUCUAGGGCAGGUGGGAUGGGUCACCUCCAAAAGGUAUCUGCCCAUGGCUAUACUCUCCCAAACUUGGGGCACAGAGAAUGUUAGCCGUCAGACUGGCAGAGUGGAAGACAGGCACGGUGGUGAGUCUGUGUGGGGAGCCUGCCAUGAGUUUAGACUUGGCAGGGUGGCAGCGGGCUGUGUUGGACCAAGUAGGUGGCACCAUGAUUUCCUGGAAGCAGACAGAAAUGAUUGGAGUUCAGAUCAGGCCCAUCAAGGGGACUAUGGAGCAGGGGCCUGACCUUGUAGGGAAGCCAUAUCCAAAGACAGAGAAGCAAGGACCGUGCUGUGUGUAGAAGGGAGCUGUCCAGACAGAAGGUCGUUCCAGCAGACGUGAAGUCUGAAGCUGGAAGCUGGAACCAGGACGGCUCAGAAGUGUUGAUUCUUUGCUGAAAUCCGAAUCCCCAAACACCUACGACCCACAAGCCCCAUCUCUGGGACUUACUCAGUGGCUUAAUUAAACUCCAGGGAACCCAUCUCUGACAACAGAGAUACCCGAGUCAUUGAGUGGCAGGAACGUGGGUACCAGUCAGGAAAAUGGAGAGCGUUCCUGCUUUCCCUGGUAGAGAUGUGGGGUGCACUGUAGUCAGGCCUUCUGGGGCAUCCCAGAGAGUCAUGGAGAAGUUGGCCUCUGUGUCCCUGCGAAUAUCUGUCUAGCAUCCCCACUGGCUGUGUUGGAGUGUUGUCCUUAUACCUCCUGUCCAUACUUACUGUGAGGGAGAGGGCAGCCUUCUUGUCUGCUUGGCUUUUCCACUCAGCACCUUAUGUGACAGUGGCCUUAACUCUGCAGUCAGACCCAUCUGGGCACCCCCAGCUCAGCCAUGUCCCUGCUGCAGACAAAUCGCGUUCUUGUGACUCUGAGGGACACAUCUUACAGAUCC
Messenger RNA from Alexandromys fortis (reed vole), 4779 nucleotides. It is a transcript of the gene Jakmip1, whose product is annotated as janus kinase and microtubule interacting protein 1. The transcript is spliced from 22 exons. Gene Ontology annotation, molecular function: microtubule binding; GABA receptor binding; kinase binding. Bases 380 to 2911 code for a protein of 843 amino acids. NCBI's taxonomy places the organism in Eukaryota, Metazoa, Chordata, Mammalia, Rodentia, Cricetidae. The record is from RefSeq and is a predicted model, not a curated record.